UAGACACACACAAAUUUCCGCUUAUGCUAGGAAAUGUGUAAUACCUGUGUUCCCUUGUUUUAAAAGUCCCUUUACUCAUUGGCCAUGCAUAUAAAAGGACAGAGAGCCUUGUCACUGUUUACCUGUCUGGCAAGAAUCGUGCCGAAAUAGGAUGGUUGUAAUCCAGCAUCUACUGAUAUAUCUGGUUGUUAUUAGUGGAGCAAUCUUAUCACUUUCUCGUUGUGAAAUUGAGUAUGAAAGUUGUACAUCUGACUAUGAAGUUCUGGAAAAAGUAAUAGUAAACACAUCUCAAAAUAUCUUCUUGCUGAAAACUACGUUUUUUCCACCUCACACCGAUAAUCCUCUGUACGUGACUGUGACAUACAACUUCUCAACUAUCAGUGUCGACUAUAUCUGGUCAACAGCGUUCCUCUACUUAACUGUCCACCCACGCAUCAUCGGCUUCCUCUCCCUGUUCUUCUCUUAUAUCGAGGCCAACAGAGUUGUUGGUUUGGAGUUGCAGCUUCCAGAGGAGUGCAGUGAUUUAGCUAACAACACAAAAUCUGACGCAACCAACUUUUUGUUCCUUCUCACAAACAGAUUACGACUGUACGCCGAAAGUUCAACUGAGUCUGAGGAUCCUGAAGUGAAGGUUGUUGCAGCUGAGAACAGAAAGCAAGACAAUCACUCGGAGAAAGUUGCACUUUUCUUCUCUCUGGCUAUAGGAUUACCUCUUGCUGCCAUUGUUCUGAUAUGGGUAGGUGUCCACGGAGCUUUCCCCUAUAUUCGAAGUCACAUUAAUGACUCGGAAAUAUUUCCCAAUGUUGCUGCUCUCUACUGGAUUGGCCAAACCUUUACUCUGUUUGUGAUUGCAAUGGAUGUAGUAGCUCUGUCUGAAAAUUCAACCGUUGAUGAGUAUGAUAAGCUUGAAUAUUACCAAUUAUUAUUUCUCUCACUUAUUACCAUUUUGGAAAUUGUGGGUCUGUUUAUUAGUUUUGUGUUGGCCUUUAUACCACUUUUCUCUCAUUUUAGACACACCAACUGCAAACUAUUCUUUCAGGGGUAUUUUCAAAUCAUGUGUUGUGGUGUUGUUUCAUUUAAGCAGAUAGGCAGGAAGGAGGCCAGGAUAUGGCUUCUUUUAAACAGUUUAGUAACUCCACUUAUAGCGGCCUUAUCUCAUUUCGGUUUUAUUAUUGGGGGUUGGGUGUCUUAUGAAGACAGAAGUUUUGCUAUUUCUUUGCUCUAUUUUGCCAUAUUUGUGUUUCUUUAUUGGUCAUUGCAGUACAUGUACAAAUUUUCAACAGUUGUCUUCAACGUUAGAAAGGGUACUUGUUUCAAGCGAUGUCAAGUCUUUUGUUGCAAGAAUCUGCUCGAUGACCUAGAAAAUGUGGAUGGAGGGCAUAACAAUGAUGAGACGGUUGAUUCGGGUAAUGAUGGUGAUCAUGCAAGUAACGAUAAUGAACGUGCAGGUUUGUUGGAUCAAAAGAAGGCUGCUGCCACUAACAAUGAUGAGAUGGUUGAUUCGGGUAAUGAUGGUGGUCAUGCAGGUAACGAUGAUGAAUGUGCAUGUUCUAAAACUUUAGUGUUGGAACCAGAGGGGGCUGCUGUCACUAUAGAGCCUGAAGUAGCACCGAUUCAACAUGAAGGAAACAUGGCUGCCCCCAUUAUAGAGUCUGAAGUAAAUCAUGAAGAGCCUGAAGUAACACAGAGUCAUCAUGAAGAAAACAUGGCUGCCAACAUCCAAACACUCAGACAGACUGGGUUUGAUACAAUUGCUCUAUUUCUCAUGACGUUUCCACUUUUGUUUUUGUACGGCAUAGUUUCAUAUUUUGGGUUUGGUCUUGUUAUUCCCCUCCUCUCCUCCAUUGACACAGCAUUGGUGCACAUUUUCACAUUAAGCCAAUAUGGUUUUGCUAUUGCCAUCUUUUUACUCACCUACAAGCUGUUUUCAAUCAAAAGUGGAGGAGGAGCACAGAGACUUAUUUCAAACGAUGCUCUAAGGUAUUGGAGGUAUUUAAACAGGGGCAGUCAAACAAAUUACCCAAUUUUAGCCCUUAAACGUUCCAUUGAGAUCAUGGUUGUUACCCUCAAAUGUAUUAAAGAGGAUGAGAGAAAGUUGUAUGCAUCUCUGCUUAAAAGAAAGGAGUUUGAUUUGGAAGUGGUUUCUGAUCGCCUGAGUAAAAGCUAAAACGUGUUUCAGUUGUCUACAAGGGGACGAAAAGCUCAUCCAGGAGACUUCCAAAUGACAAAGAUUGUUUGCCUUAUAAACGCUUUAGAGAAAUAUGCUGUAAAAAACAUCGAUUUUGAUAAAAUCGAAAAAGAGAUCAAUACCCUUCACGAUUCAGUUAAAACUAUCAGGGAUAAGAAAACUCUCAAACGUGAAGAGAAGAAAGCUGUUAAGAAGCUGUGCGAGGGACUUAAACAUUUCCGGAAGGCCUUGGUGAGUGUUAUUGGUGUUCCUCCAAUGUACCUCAACCGCGACAAGGCGAGUGCUCUGACUGCUGCCCUUGUCUACCAGAGGAUUAACAUGACUCACGAGCACCCUCAGCCUCAUGAAGACAACCCCCAUAAUGAGCGAUAUUCACUGCUGUUGUCACUGAUCGAGGAGGAAUUUUGAGAAUGUGGCUGCAUGCUUGCUUGUUCGGGAGUUUAUCUCCACAACUUAAUAUUGUACUUGAUUGUGCUUGAUGUUGAUGUUGUUGUAACAAUGAAAAAUACUCUGUAAUUGUAGUCACCUAUGCAUAAUUGUAAGCUUAAACUGUAAACAUGUAGCUACACGGUUUUGCAAACUUGUUUCAUCACAAAGUCCUAUACUGUAUACUAGAUACUUUGUGAUAACACUUUCAUAUAAUUAUACUAACUACUGCUUUGCAAAGUCAUGAAAUAUUGUAGGGUGGG
This is a messenger RNA of Geodia barretti, 2877 nucleotides long. NCBI's taxonomy places the organism in Eukaryota, Metazoa, Porifera, Demospongiae, Tetractinellida, Geodiidae. The record is from the annotation of a GenBank genome assembly.